AUGGCUUAUCUUCUUGGGUGGAAGGAUAUCCUCAGGCCGAUCCGCGAUGGUUACCGCCAUCUGUUUCCCACCCCGGACACGGGACCUACACCGGAAGAGAGACGCCAUCAGCGCGCAUUAGAUCGACUGAAGGGCUUCGCCUACUUCGAUACCUUUGAUCAAUUGGAAUCGUGGACCGAGGCUGACUCUGACCCUCUACAAAGAGCCAAUACGCCGUUGUUGCGAGCCACCGGUGGAGUUCCGACCGACGACUACAAAACUGGUGUUCUAUUGAUUCAUGACUACUCUGGCAACUACCAUGACUACGAAAGCGUGCAGGCCAUCGGUGUGGACAAGGAACUCUACUCGUGUGAAUAUCUCCAGUUUGUUGAUACUUUUGUCUACUUCUCUCAUAAGCUGGUCUGUGUGCCCCCACCAUCAUGGACGAAUACGCUCCACAGAAACGGUGUGGAAGCGCUGGGCACCUUCUUGAUUGAACCGCAAACUGAAGGCUCGGAACGCCUGUUGAAGCAUGCGACAGAAGAGUCUGGGGAGAUGAAGUUUCCCAUGGCGAAGAAGUUGGCCUCCAUUGCAACACACUUCGGCUUUGAUGGCUGGCUCGUAAACAUCGAGAAGCCGUUUCCAAGCGACGUGUGGGAUCCAGAGGUCCUUGAAGCGUUUCUACGCCAGCUCAGGGCCGAGCUAGGAGUUGAUAAACGGCUCAUAUGGUAUGAUGCGCUCACCACUUCCAACAAAAUAUCAUACGAGAACGCGCUGACCAGCUCCAACCUCAAAUUUGCCGACGCGUGCGAAAACCUACUCACCAAUUAUUGCUGGACGGAUAUUCAUGUUUCUGAAUCAAUGAAGCUCGCACAGUACGCUGGCUUUCAUGGCCCUUUCGCCAAAGGCAAGAAGAAGAGUAUCUACUUUGGCGUGGAUGUCUGGGCACAGAACAAGUCUAGUUUUACCCACCCUCGCGUCACAUAUCCUGAAUAUGGGGGCGGUGGUACAAACACUGGGGUCGCAUUGGCCAGACUCUCGGAUACGGGUCUAUCGGUUGGCAUCUUUGCACCAGCAUGGUCGUUCGAGCAUUUUCCAGGCCAUGAGCGGGACGUCGUACGCACCGUCUGGGAAGGUACUUCACUACCAGAGGGCAUUGAGUGCACCUGCGGAGACUGCACAUCGCGUCAUCCACCAAACAAAGAGCUUCCAAUCCUACAUACAGCCAAAGAGCGCGUGGCAGGCUCAGAACACUUCUUCUACACCAACUUCACCCGCGCAUUCUCUCCACACGAUGACGACACAAAACAACUAUUCAACAACAGCGACACGCACUCACAACUGGGCUCGCAAUCCAUCCUCCCGCGUCCAGCCAGCCUCUCUCUCAAAAGCGAAGACGUCACACUCUCGCACCAUAUAGAACACUCUCACAACCGCAACGUCCUAGUCAUCUCCUUCAUCUCCUUCGUCCCACAACAGCCAACCGAAGACUUUGACGUAGAAGUCUUCCUUCCCCUCUCCAAACUCGACAUGCCAGCCGAUGGGUCCUUACAACUCUUAAUGGUACUAGACAGCUACGAAGAUCCUAGACCACCGGAAAUGGAGGACAUGACGGUUUUUUUGUACUUCAAAUCGGGUAGAACGAUGCAUUAUCACACGUUGCAUCAUUCGCGAGAGCCGAUCCGGUUGCUGGAUGAUAUACCUGGAGCGAGGAUAGAAGAGCUGGGUAUACAGGUUAAGGGUCCGUUGAUGGGAAGUUUACGUGGGCCUGUGAGGUUGGUGGGUUUCAAGGAGAUUUGUAUCUCGCCGAGUUCUAAUUUACCGGAGAGUUCUUCUCUUAGGAUCAAGGAAGUACGGGUUGAAAAGCGCGGUGAAGGGGAGAACAAGCAUGUCAGGCUGUGCUGGGACUACGAGGAUGCAGAAAACGGCAAGUCCAGAAUUACGGAUAUGCCAUGGAGCGACAUCACCGGCCCGUUCGCGCACUUUACAAUUCGAAGUAAAGGACUGCUUCUGGCGAAGGCGCAUGCAUUUGAGCACAUUCUCAACGAGAAGUUCGUGGAGCGGUAUAUUGGGCAAGAAAUUGAGAUUGAAGUCACGGGCAUUGGCUUCGACGGGCGGACACUUGCGGAGACAAAGGUCACAUUGGGGCUGUAA
Messenger RNA from Alternaria hordeiaustralica, 2133 nucleotides. RefSeq lists its product as uncharacterized. The transcript is spliced from 2 exons. NCBI's taxonomy places the organism in Eukaryota, Fungi, Ascomycota, Dothideomycetes, Pleosporales, Pleosporaceae. Gene Ontology annotation, biological process: protein deglycosylation. The record is from RefSeq and is a predicted model, not a curated record. Gene Ontology annotation, cellular component: cytoplasm. Bases 1 to 2133 code for a protein of 710 amino acids. Gene Ontology annotation, molecular function: mannosyl-glycoprotein endo-beta-N-acetylglucosaminidase activity.